AUGGCUACCGUUGGCACACAAGUCGGGCAACAGCCCACUCUCGAGGAUGUGAUGGCCGCUCUGAAAGUCAUCCAACAAAGCCAACAUGAUCUUGCGUCCAUCGUGGAGUCCAUGUCCUCCCAGGCCAGUCCACCGCAGGGGCUUCGUUCGCCUGGGCCCAUCACUCGCUCUGAAGAGUCCGAGAACGCCACAGCAGCUUCGUCCGCGUACGCUCUAGAGUCCAAGGCAACUGCUACACCCCCGCCCGUACCAGGAGAUGUGGCCCCUGAGACGUCGGGUGGCUCGGGGUCACCAGGCCUGAAGUCUGGAUUCACUUCUCGCAUCAUCCUUACUACGUACCCCAAACAGAUUGGCAUCAAGGCGAUCCCGCUGAACUGGGGUGCGGCAGACCCCCAGGAGAGAGGUCCGGUCGUGGUGUCUAGGAACGCGGCAACGAUCCGCCGACGCAAUGCCAUUGGCGCCCACGGCGGCUCCUACUCGAUCUACUACGCUCUGGCCCUGGCCAGCAAAGAGCUGAAGUCCGACCACAGGCCGGAUUUCACGAAUACGGAGCCUGCUGCUAACAUUGGGCCCUUCCCCCAGUGGGGAGACAAGAAGAAGAUCGUUGCCAUGGAUCCGUGGGGUCAUUUGGCCCCUUGGUUAUUCAAGGAUAUCAUAGAAAAGGAGAAUGUAGACAUUCGACCCACAAUCGCUAUUACCAGAGCACAUAUGAAGCUGCCUGAACUUGAGGACAGUGUUCGGAGUGGAAGGCUUGUUCCAGACGGCAAGAUUUGCUUGAAUGAUUCCGGAGAACUGGCUGUCACGAAGUUCGCGGUCGAGCCGGUCUGGUAUCUGCCUGGUGUCGCCGAACGAUUCGGAAUUGAUGAAGGCACUCUGCGACGGUCUCUUUUUGAACACACUGGAGGAAGUUAUCCGGAGUUGAUCACACGAGGUGAUAUCAAGACGUUCUUGCCGCCAAUUGGCGGACUCACUGUGUACUGUUUUGGAGAUCCGGCAAAGAUGUCUGACCCGAGUAAGCGGCUUGCGUUGCGCAUACACGACGAGUGCAACGGCAGCGACGUUUUCGGGUCCGACAUCUGCACUUGCAGGCCCUACCUGAUCUUUGGAAUCGAGGAGGCCGUCAAGGAAGCUCAGAAUGGCGGCAGCGGAGUUGUCAUCUACUUUAGAAAGGAAGGCAGAGCUCUCGGCGAGGUCACAAAGCGCGGGGAAGACCGGGCCUCCGACUACUUCAAGCGGACCGAGAACAUUGCCGGUGUCAAGGACAUGCGCUUCCAGGCUCUCAUGCCGGAUAUCUUGCAUUGGCUCGGCAUCACCAAGAUUGACAGGAUGUUGAGCAUGAGCAACAUGAAACACGAUGCGAUUGUCGGCCAAGGUAUCCCCAUCCACGAGCGCGUGGAGUUGCCCGAAUCUUGGAUCCCCGCAGACUCACGAGUUGAAAUUGAUGCGAAGAUCACUGCCGGUUACUUUACAACCGGACACCGCAUGACUGCUGAAGAGCUGCAAGCUGUCCAGGGAAGAGUGUGGGAGGAGUAA
Molecule: messenger RNA, 1533 nt
Organism: Phaeoacremonium minimum UCRPA7
Lineage: Eukaryota; Fungi; Ascomycota; Sordariomycetes; Togniniales; Togniniaceae
Product: putative gtp cyclohydrolase ii protein
Exons: 10
Coding region: 1-1533 (510 amino acids)
Biological process (GO): riboflavin biosynthetic process
Molecular function (GO): GTP cyclohydrolase II activity
Source: RefSeq, a predicted model, not a curated record